Molecule: messenger RNA, 2793 nt
Organism: Mauremys mutica (yellowpond turtle)
Lineage: Eukaryota; Metazoa; Chordata; Testudines; Geoemydidae
Product: zinc finger protein 271-like
Exons: 2
Coding region: 1-2766 (921 amino acids)
Biological process (GO): regulation of DNA-templated transcription
Molecular function (GO): DNA-binding transcription factor activity, RNA polymerase II-specific; RNA polymerase II cis-regulatory region sequence-specific DNA binding
Source: RefSeq, a predicted model, not a curated record
AUGAGCACGGAGCGGACGUUGCCGGAGGACAAACCUCCCCAGGACCCCAAGCUCGCCGGCCCCGAGUGGCCGUGGGAGAACCUUUCCUGGACCCAAGCGGGCCGCCCGCCCCGCCUCGAGCCCCCGUCCUCCUCCGCCCGGCCCCCUGCCCCGCCGCAGCGCAAGGGCGAGCGCCCCUACAUCUGCAACGAGUGCGGGAAGAGCUUCACCCAGUGGUCCAAGCUGGUGCGGCACCAGCGCAUCCACACGGGCGAGCGGCCCAACACCUGCACCGAGUGCGGGAAGAGCUUCACCCAGAGCUCCCACCUGGUCCAGCACCAGCGCACCCACACCGGCGAGAAGCCCUACCGCUGCUCCGAGUGCGGCAAGAGCUUCAGCUGGAGCUCCAACCUCAUCCAGCACCAGCGCACCCACACCGGCGAGAAGCCCUACCAGUGCGGGGAGUGCGGCAAGGCCUUCAGCCAGAGCACCAACCUCAUCAAGCACCAGCGCUCCCACACCGGCGAGAAGCCCUACCAGUGCGGCGACUGCAAGAAGAGCUUCUACCGCAGCUCCGACCUCAUCCAGCACCAGAUCACCCACACCGGCGAGCGGCCCUUCAAGUGCGCCCAGUGCGGCAAAGGCUUCACCCAGAGCGCCAACCUGGUCAAGCACCAGAAGAUCCACGCCGGGGAGAAGCCCUUCCGGUGCACCGAGUGCGGGAAGACGUUCAUCCAGAGCUCGGAGCUCAUCCAGCACCAGCGCACCCACACCGGCGAGAAGCCCUACGAAUGCCUGCAGUGCGGGAAGAGCUUCGGGCACAGCGCCACGCUGGUCAAGCACCAGCGGCUGCACAUGGGGGUGGAGCCCUACAAGUGCCCCACCUGCCACAAGACCUUCGGGCUCAGCUCGGCCCUGGCCCGCCACCAGCGCUGCCACACCGAGGAGCGGCCCUACGCCUGCGCCGAGUGCGGGCAGAGCUUUAGCCUCAGCUCCAACCUCACCCUGCACAUGCGGAUCCACCGGGGCGAGAAGCCCUACCGGUGCGGGGAGUGCGGGAAGAGCUUCGGCAUGAGCUCCACCCUGAUCCGGCACCAGCGGAUCCACACCGGCGAGAAGCCCUACCAGUGCGCCGAGUGCGGGAAGAGCUUCGUCCGCAGCUCCCACCUCAUCCAGCACCGCCGCACCCACACCGGCGAGAAGCCCUACCGCUGCGGGGAGUGCGGCAAAGCCUUCAGCCAGAGCUCCAACCUCAUCACCCACGAGCGCAUCCACAUGGAGGAGCGGCCCCACGUGUGCCACGAGUGCGGCCAGCGCUUCGCCGAGGAGGAGGCCCUGCAGCGGCACCAGGAGGAGGGGCAUAGCGGCGGGGCGGGAGGCAGGGGGCUCGGGGAGAGCCGGGAGGCUUGCAUCUGCAACGAUUGCGGGAAAAGCUUUGGAGAUAGCUCAGCGCUGGCCAAGCACCGGGAGAUCCAUUCAUCUGGCAUCUGCGACGAUUGCGGGAAAAGCUUUGGAGAUAGCGUCGCGCUGGCCAAGCACCAGCUAACCCAUGUGUCUUGCAUCUGCAACGACUGCGGGAAAAGCUUUGGCGAUAGCUCAGCGCUGGCCAAGCACCAGGAGAUCCAUUCAUCUUGCACCUGCGACGAUUGUGGGCAAAGCUUUGGAGAUAGCUUAGCAUUGGCCAAGCACCAGAUAACCCAUGUGUCUUGCAUCUGUAACGACUGCGGGGAAAGCUUUGGCGAUAGCUCAGCGCUGGCCAAGCACCAGGAGAUCCAUUCAUCUUGCACCUGCAACGAUUGUGGGCAAAGCUUUGGAGAUGGCGUCGCGCUGGCCGAGCACCGGGAGAUCCAUGCCCCAUGCAUCUGCCCGGAGUGCGGGCAGAGCUGUAAGGACAGCGCUGCCCUGACCCGGCACCAGAUCACCCACAUGCGUGAAAAGCUUUACAAGUGCCCCGAUUGCGGGCAAAGCUUUGGCGACAUCUCUGCCCUCACUCAGCACCAGAGGAACCACAUCAGGGAGAAGCUGAGGUGCCCCGACUGCGGGCAGGGGCUCGGGGUGAGCUCGGCUCCGGCCCCAGCUAAGCCCUUCCACGAGUGCUCGGCGGCCGGUGCCCACGAAAGAAGCCACGCCGAGGGGGAGCCCGUCCGUGACAGCUCAGAGCUUGGUGUCCACGAAAAAGGCCACCCCAGGGUGGAACCGUCCCACGCGGCUCCGGGCGUCCACCAAAGAGGCCGGGCCGCGGCAGAUCCCUUCCCCGACGGCUCAGCCAGCGGCGGCCGCCCCGGCUCGGGCGAAAUGGCCAGCCUCAUCCAGCGCCCGGCCACCGAACCCUACAAGUGCCACGACUGCGGCCGGAGCUUUGCCGAGGGCUCGGGUCUCUCCCGCCACCUGGCCUCCCACCCCAAGCCCUUCCGGUGCCCGCAGUGUGGGCGCGGCUUCCCGGACGCGGCAGCCCUGGCCCAGCACCGGGAGGUCCACGUUGGAGGGGAGUUGGCCGGGUCCGGGGAGAAGAGCCGCAAGAGCUGUGCCGAGAUCUCCGCCAUCCUCUUGCGCCAGGGAAACCACGUGGCUGGGCGUGGCCCACGGAGGCACGCGGCAGACGGCUCCCUUCCUCCCGGCGGCUCGGCCCUGGCUCGGCCACGCCUCCAGCCCUCGGGCCGCGGCCUGGCCACGGCCGCCCGCCGGGACGGGAGGAUGUCUCUGGCACGUCCGGAAUGUGGCAAAGGCUCCCAGGGGGGCUCCGUGCUCCUACAACACCUCCAGAACCACGUGGGGGACAGGGUGUGAGGCCCCCACGGCCACCCGGCAAGUUCA